AUGGAAGAAAAGACGUCUAAGGAGGCGCCUCCUCACUAUGAGCAUGUGGUCCAGGCCAAUAAAGCAGAGCUGGAUGAGGCGGCCAACGCUGAUGCGCCUGAGCGCCGCCAGGCUAUCGGUAUCAAUAUCGUUCAGAAUCCGUUGAUGCGCAGCUCCAAGCAGCAGGCUAUGAUUGAUGCCCGUGCCUAUGCCGAGUCACACAACAUGAGUGAGUACGCCGACCUAUUUGGUCGAGCUGCUGUGAUUGCGCGGAGCCCCAACGACUUCCCGUCGGCUACCGAGAUUGACGAAGAGGAGCGCGCCGCGCUUACAUACGAGAGGGACCAUAAAUGGCAUGGUCCGAAAAUGCUCUGGUACUCAAUCGGUCUGUGUGCUGUCGGAGCCGCCACACAAGGAUGGGAUCAGACUGGAUCUAACGGUGCCAACCUGUCCUUCCACGAGGAAUUCCAUAUUGACGGCAAAGGAACGGAUGAAUGGAUUGUGGGAAUCGUCAACUCUAUCAUCUUCUUGACCGCGGGUCUCAUUGGUGCUUGGAUUGUCGAUCCGCUUAACCACUAUCUGGGCCGACGAGGUGAGAUUUUCGUCACUGCUCUGUGUCUCACUGCUACGCCAAUUGGCUCUGGUUUUGCACAGUCAUGGCAAGGUCUCUUCGCUGCGCGAUUUGUGAUGGGUAUCGGCAUUGGGGCAAAGAACGCUACGGUGCCGAUCUACUCGGCUGAGAUGGCUCCGGCCCGGACUCGAGGUGCUCUUGUUAUGUUCUGGCAACUUUGGGUCGUAGCUGGUAUUUUCUUGGGCUUUGCUGCCAAUGUUAUUGUCAAAGACGUCAAAGACAUCGCUUGGCGUCUCCAACUCGGUUCCGCGUUUAUCCCAUCUUUCAUCCUCGGUGCUGGAAUAUAUUUCUGCCCUGAGUCUCCUCGCUGGCUUAUGAAGCAUAACAGACAUGCUGAAGGAUUCAACUCGAUGUUGCGCUUGCGAGCUCAUCCAAUCAUUGCUGCCAGAGACUUCUAUUAUUCAUACGUUAUCUACGAAGAGGAACUCAAGGAGGCUCGUGGCGCGGGCUAUUUCUCUCGUCUGUGGGAUUGUUUCGCCGUUCCGAGGAUCAGACGGGCGAACUAUGGUGCCUCGACGGUCAUGAUUGCGCAACAAAUGUGCGGUAUCAACAUCAUUUCUUUCUACAGCUCAACCAUCUUCCGAGACGUCGGAUACACAGAGGACCAGGCCUUGUAUGCCUCUCUUGGCUACGGUGCUAUCCAGGUCGUGGCCACCAUUCCUACUUUAUUCCUGAUUGAUACGAAAGGCCGAAGAACCCUGACGUUAAUUACAUUCCCCUUCAUGUGCAUCUUCCUGCUAGCCGCUGGUCUCUCUCUUCUAAACAACACAGAUAAUCAUGCCGCGAUGAUUGCACCGGUUGCCUUGUUUGUGUAUCUAUUCACUAUUGCCUACUCCUUAGGUGAAGGACCAGUCGCUUUCCAAUACUCCGCUGAGGUAUUCCCGACCAUUCAGCGAGAGCAAGGAAUGGCGUGGGCUGUUUGCAUCAACAACACUUUUGCUGGCGUCCUUAGUCUGACUUUCCCUCGAAUGAUGACUGUAAUGACCAAAACCGGUGCAUUUGGCUUCUAUGCUGGUCUUAACCUCAUCGCAUGGUUUAUGAUUUUCUGCUUUGUGAGGGAGACCAAGCAGCUAACUCUAGAGGAAUUGGAUCAGGUUUUCUCAGUGCCGACCAAGAAGUUCAUUCACUACGAACUGACUGUGUGGCUUCCUUGGUGGAUCAAGCGAUAUAUCUUCAGACAGAAUAUCGAACGACCACCACCAAUCAUUGCACUGGGCGACCGGGUCAGAUAA
This is a messenger RNA of Penicillium mononematosum, 1842 nucleotides long. RefSeq lists its product as uncharacterized. NCBI's taxonomy places the organism in Eukaryota, Fungi, Ascomycota, Eurotiomycetes, Eurotiales, Aspergillaceae. Gene Ontology annotation, molecular function: myo-inositol:proton symporter activity. Gene Ontology annotation, biological process: transmembrane transport. Gene Ontology annotation, cellular component: membrane. The record is from RefSeq and is a predicted model, not a curated record. The transcript has 10 exons. Bases 1 to 1842 code for a protein of 613 amino acids.